Molecule: messenger RNA, 1739 nt
Organism: Sebastes umbrosus (honeycomb rockfish)
Lineage: Eukaryota; Metazoa; Chordata; Actinopteri; Perciformes; Sebastidae
Gene: ap3s2
Product: adaptor related protein complex 3 subunit sigma 2
Exons: 6
Coding region: 152-730 (192 amino acids)
Biological process (GO): intracellular protein transport; Golgi to vacuole transport
Cellular component (GO): AP-3 adaptor complex; intracellular membrane-bounded organelle; membrane coat
Source: RefSeq, a predicted model, not a curated record
GAAUGUGGAGAAGCAACCGGAUGUAUCUAAUGAAGACAUCCGGCAGCAGCAGAGAGGUCGUUUAGCAUUCGAGCUAACAUCAUUAAACAGUGAAACCUUUAUAUUUUAACAAUUAAUUCAUAUUGUUAUUGGAAAACACCAAAGAACAGACAUGAUUAAAGCUAUCUUGAUAUUUAACAACCACGGGAAGCCGCGGCUGAUCCGGUUCUAUCAGUACUUUGCGGAGGACAUGCAGCAGCAGAUCAUUCGGGAGACUUUUCAUUUGGUAUCUAAAAGAGACGACAACGUCUGCAACUUCUUGGAGGGUGGAAGUCUCAUCGGUGGCUCCGACUACAAGCUGAUUUACCGACACUACGCGACCCUCUACUUUGUCUUCUGCGUGGACUCGUCUGAGAGUGAGCUCGGCAUCCUGGACCUGAUCCAGGUGUUCGUGGAAACGCUGGAUAAAUGCUUUGAGAACGUCUGUGAACUGGACCUCAUAUUCCACAUGGACAAGGUUCAUUACAUUUUGCAGGAGGUGGUGAUGGGAGGCAUGGUGCUGGAGACCAACAUGAAUGAGAUCGUAGCCCAGGUUGAAGUGCAGACCCGCAUGGAGAAGUCAGAGGGAGGUCUCUCGGCGGCCCCCGCUCGCGCCGUCUCUGCCGUGAAGAACAUGAACCUGCCCGAGAUGCCCCGCAACAUCAACAUCGGAGACAUCAAUAUCAAAGUGCCGAGCCUCUCCCCGUUCUGAAACAUGUUCCAGCUGAGCUCUGCGGGGCCGAUGUACUACUGAUGCAGAUCCUCUUCCACCCAGAGAAAAACAGUUUUAUAUGUGUAUUAUUAUUAUCAUGGAACCACAGCAGCUUAUUCUCUCCCCCUUCAUUCCUCUCUUCUCACGUGAACGGGAGAUAAGCAGCGGAUUAAUGUUGAGUUCUACUGUACGCAAGUUACAGUUUGCUCCAGUUGAAGGAUUUGCACAAUAAUGUAAAGUUUGAUUCUAUAAAGCAUUAAGAGGAAUAUUAAUAUCUGUGUAUUUUCUGCUAUCCUUUCUGUGUUUUUUAUUUUUUUAUUUCUCCAGUUGAUACUCUCCCCAAAAAGAAAAAUGAACUGUGUUGGCCCAGUGCCUAUUUUCCUGCACAACUCUUCCAAAUCUCUGACAUUCAUCAACGGUCGCCGCUUCCAAGGUUUGAAAACUUUCCCUCUGUCUGGAGCGAGCUUUUUGGACUCGGCACAGUUCACUGUAAUGAGAUCUUUUGGCUUCAGCGUUUGGUUAUAAUUACUGAAUCACCACUUUAUCUCCUGUUCCAAGUGUGCGUUCAUACAAACCCGGAUUACGCUCCUCUGCUUGGCUCUUGUCACAGUUUAUUUUCCUUUCUCUGUAAUAUAUUGUGUCUCCGACAUCCUCAUGAUUUGUGAAUAAUGUUAUUGCUCUCCUGGGUGCAGAUUGCGCUCAGUGCUGCAAAUGUAAAUGCUGUUUAGUUCUAGACAACUUUUAAUGUGCUGUGGUAGGAUCUUGCCAACAUCUGCUCAGAGAGGCAACAGACCAACUUUGGCUUUUUUUUUUGUAUUGUUAAGUGUUUGUAUAAAGUGUCUUAUUGGCUGUAUUUAGUGGUCAGAAUCAGUUCAUUUAAGCCAUACUCUGGUAGAGUGUCACUGUUAAUUCCUGUCAAGCCUGUCAAACCUGUCAGGGAAGGUUAAAUGUGUCUGUGUCAAAGACAUUCCUUGCCAUGGUGAACUAAAUAAAUCAAAAUACAAAUGCU